AAGGAGUUAGGUUGCGUGAUUUUGAAAUUUUUAUUGUGUUCACUGGAGGGCGCUAUUAUGACAACCUCAAAAAAAGCAUUUCACACUGGGUUACAUUUCUGUGAACUGAAUUGCCUUCUGAUCAGCUGGAUGUAAGAGCCACAAAAUGAGGACAAGGUUGUCAUCACCAUCCGUCCUCUAUUUAUUAUUAGUCAUGUAAACCUUUAUAAACAUGCAUUGGAGAUACAGAGAUUGUCAUUAACUUCAGUUACUUGGUUGAGGUAAAACUGAAUCAUCUGCAAAUAUAGAUGUGGGUUGCUCUGUAGUGCGGUCUUCUCAAACAAACACCCACAGGCAGAGAAAGACAGACUACAUUAUGUAAACUCAAGUCUGACCGGCCCAAACUUAUUAGCAAUACUCAUCUGCAUUGCAGUGGGGGAUUGGUUGACAUAGCUUGGCGUUACAUUGAUGUGACAUCCAGACCAUUUGCUUUAUCUCAUCCUGCAUGUGACCUUUAAUUUGGCUGUAAUGUUUACAUUUAUGGCUUGGUUGCAACAGGUUGGAAAAGAGGUUCAAUGCCACAUACCACGUCAUGUUUUCUACAGAGACCAUGCUUGAAAACUACGAUUCCAACAAUCACAGCGUUUGUUCCUCCAUGACAGUUUGACAAAAUUGUGAAGUUGCGGGUAUUUAAAUUGCGCACUUUGGGUAAAGACAGACCACUUGCUCCAUGAGACAUUGUGAGUAUUUGAAGUAGACCAGAACACAUCUGAGAACUGACGAAUUCACUUGCGUGUUUAGAUUGUUUAGAUAUCAUACAGAUAAACUAAAAGCAACAGGUGGGAUAACUGUUGCAGAGGGGCUACAGUAAAGUGCUUCCAGAGGGUAAGGUUUCCAGUCCAGAUGUAACAGCAUUAUAUAUUAUAUAGAGGCUACUGUAGUGUCACUCAUAUCCUGUAGGCUUCUAUGACACAGUGACUGUCAAUAGAGGUUUUAUGUUUUGCAACCAACAUUCUUGUGGCUAAAGAGGCCUAGCCCAAUGUAGUACAAGUUGUUUAAUUUCAACACUGGUCCACUGUGCAUCUCUCUCUCCCUCUCUUUCUCUCCUCAUUUGAGUCAGGAUGAGUUAUGCUACACGUAUUCUGGAAGGUCAUCCACAGCCACACUUUUUUUAUGAAGCUGAACAGUAUUUCACGAGGCUACAUCUCAGCUAGGAGGAAAUCCAAUUCCAGAACUUACUCCACAGACACAAACUCCCUUCCCUCUCUCUCUCUCUCUCUCUGUGUCUCUUUCCCUUUGCAUACACACCACCACCACCAGCACCAACAUCAUCUCCACAAAUUAGUCAAGGAACAAAUUACCUGCAUUCUGAGUGUGAUCCCACGCACACUGGCGGAUGCCUUACACAGGUCCCCUUUUGAAGAGCAGCCGUGUGAUUUCUCUCCCCUUCGCCCCGCAGGCCUCCUCUGCCUUCUGCAAGGGAUUCUGGUGUUGAAUUAAACGAAGAAAAAAAACGAUGCAUGGCUGCUGCCUGGGCUUAUCAGCGCGUGCACAAACGGCAUGCAAAUCAGGCCAGGAUCACACACGGCAGUGGAGGCCUUCACUUAGAGGCAGGCUUAAUUGCUAAUUGGGUAUCUAGGUGUGAAACCCACACUGCCAACGAGACGUGGAGCCACAGUGGUUUUUUAAAGACAGUGUGGUUUCUGUUAAUCAAUUUAUUCCGAACAUAUUCCUGAAUUUAUUUUUUGAAAUUAACGGAUUCCCUUCUCGUUACAAGGAAGACGUGGAGGGGUGGUAUUAUAAUUGAACACGCGCAUCGGGCAUUUGUGUGGUGUGGAGGUGAUUUGAGUGUCAACGUUAGUGGCGACAGGCCUGGUGUUUCUGAGGGUGCCACUUUCUGAGGGGCGUUUGUGAUUUGUGCAUUUCUGUUAUCAUGAGGAACUUUGAAGGAAAUGCGGCCUGUUUCUUCUGAAAGAGGCAGUAAUCAUUGCCUGUGGUCACAGCUGAUCAGAUCUACAAAUACUUUAAAGUUUUCAUAGCUGGACAUGGCUACAUUGAUUAGAAGAAGGACUUUUACGAAGGUGCAACAGUGUCUCUUUAGCAAAGUGAUCAGGAUAGAAUAACCCUUUAUCACAAAUAAUACUGUCUCUUUACACUGUAACAGAUCAUCUUUGACCAUAAAAAAAUAUGUUUGGGAAGGAUAUGCAGGUUACUUGAAAAAAAAAGGAUCCUACUCCACCAACUUUACUGCAAUCAAUGUAAGGCAUUGUUCAGGAAAUACAUAAUCACAUGUGAGGAGAAAGGAGAGGUUGCAGCAUGCAGAGACUAUAAAAUGUCUGUGGAAAGGUCAGCCGUUCAUGUGAGGUCUCAGCUGCCCUGGGGACAUUUGUCCAGUGAAUGGUGUGACUGGUUUUAAUCUCGAACAGAAACCGCCUCUUUGGUUAGGAUACCAUUCGAUUCGUUACUGACUGCUGUUAAGAUAGUUGGAUGAGUUAUAUAGCGGCUGUUGCCCUAUUUGCUCAAAGUGUGUAGAUGUGUUGCCUAGUGAUAUGACCGAAAAUGUAGUGAAUUUCACUUCGGUGCUGCUAACGUGUUACCUGCAUGUUAUGGCUUGAAAGUUCAGAAAGAACAAAGGAUAGCUUUAGGAGCAGGACAGGGCAAAGAAAGAUUCUCAAGAGUUGACUGGGCAGGUCGCAAUCCAGAUGUGUUAUUUGCGAGGACUCGAAAUUCACCUUAUGGGUUGUCAAAAGUUCAACGAGGGGCUCGCUUUGUAAAAUAGUCAUUAGCAGAGGUUUGCUGUUUGUCUAAAAACGCGACAUUAUCUGCUAUUAAAACAGCGACAAUCCAAAAGACCCGAGGGCACAACAAUGAUAAUGUUGUCGGGGGAUUUGACUUCUCCCAGCCAUUGCUUAGAAGCUUCUCAGUGUGACUGCCGCAUUUAUAGCCUAUGCCGUCUCGGUGUGUGCGCUGUAUCUCUAUUCGGAAGGUGAAACCCGAGAGAAUCUCCGACUUAAGUCUCUGUUGCAAUGGACGAAACGGAUAUCAUGGACUUAACGCAUCAGAAAACGAGAAAACGACCGCGUCCAAUCAGUUCUGUGGAUUUGUCCGUACACGCGUCCUUAAAACGAAUCCCGUUAAGAACCGGGGAAUGCAGGGACCCAGCGUUCAUGUUCACAGUCAGAGGCGACAACAUACCUGCAGCAUCUUUAAAGCAGAAUGAUCAUUCUGUGUCUACUUCGCCAACUGCAGUAAUGCCCGCACAGGAUAACCGCUCCAGUAUGUCCAGACCCAUGAUCACCAGAUCGCCAGCGUCUCCCAUGAGUAACCAGGGCAUCCCAGCCCCCGCCCAGCUAACCAAGUCCAACGCCCCUGUGCACAUUGACGUGGGAGGACACAUGUACACCAGCAGCCUGGCGACGCUAACAAAGUACCCAGAGUCCAGAAUCGGCCGCCUCUUUGAUGGUACAGAGCCCAUAGUCCUGGACAGCCUGAAGCAGCACUACUUCAUAGACAGGGAUGGACACAUGUUCCGCUACAUCCUCAACUUCCUCAGGACGUCCAAGCUCCUCAUCCCAGAUGACUUCAAAGACUUCAGCCUGCUGUACGAGGAGGCGCGCUACUUCCAGCUGCAGCCCAUGCUGAGCGAGCUGGAACGCUGGCGCUCGGACCGGGAGCAGGGCCGGGUGUCGCGGCCCUGUGAGUGCCUGGUGGUGCGCGUGGCCCCCGACCUGGGCGAGAGGAUCACGCUGAGCGGCGACAAGGCCCUCAUCGAGGACGUCUUCCCCGAGAUCGGCGACGUCAUGUGCAACUCGGUCAACGCCGGCUGGAACCACGAUUCCACGCACGUCAUUCGCUUUCCCCUCAACGGCUACUGCCACCUUAACUCCGUCCAGGUGUUGGAGCGCCUGCAGCAGCGUGGGUUUGAGAUCGUGGGGUCCUGUGGUGGGGGCGUGGACUCGUCCCAGUUCAGCGAGUACGUCCUGAGGAGGGAACUGAGAAGGACGCCCCAGAGAGGAGGGCCCAACUCAAACAGAAUAAAACAGGAGCAGCUGGACUAGAGACCUCCACAACCACAGGAGGCACUAGACUUAUUUACUUACUUUAGGCGUGAGCUCUGCGUGGGCGUGAGCUCUCUGUAUGGACUCUUGUGUUUUUUUCCGUUUUGGUUUUGUUUCUUUUGUCAUUAUCUCUUUUUACUUGAGAACCACCUAUAGAAAAAAAGGUGCCAUUUUUUUUAGUUUUUGCCAUAAGAAGAUACAGAAUAUUUGAUAAGUUAUUGAAAUCUCAAGGACAUUUGUUGAUUGUUUACUAGCCCCUUUUGAGUGAAUUUAAAAGAAUUAUACACCGAAGCCCCAAAUGAAGUUUGUUUUAAAACUUUGAGCCUACAUUAGGUUCUCAAUUUUACCUGUCAACAUUUUUAAGGGUUUGAUUGUACAUGUAGUGCACACCCUUCUAUCAGUGCUUAGAUGUUUCCCCACUGGCAAAUUGCCAAGUCUCCGUUUCCAUAAAUGCUUUUCAAUAGAAUUGAAUAUACUAAUUAAUAAUGACAUUAUUUUUCUCAUGAUUAAAAGGGUUUAGUAUUGUGCCACAAAUGAAGUUGCUUUUACAUGAAUGGAAGUUAUCUUAUUGGAUUAUGCUAUUAAAUAGAGUUCACUUUAGUCUCAUCAAGAUUUUAUGUCAUAGGUCAUUCUAUAAUCACUUAAAGAAAAUGCUAAGUAAAUUAUUAUUAUAAUGUCACAUCAUUGCCUUGUUGUACAGGGAAUACAGGUUAUCCUAGAAACAACCAAGGUAAUUCAUUCAGUGGGUUAUAACCCUCUGGAGUGGCAAACUGUAUGAUAUUGUCAUUGUAUACGUGUUUGUUUGUGUUUUUUUACAUUUAAAUUGACAUCUUUUUAAAACAAAUCUGUUGCCUCAUACAUGACUGAACUGAUACAAGCCUAUUGUAACACCCAAUCUAAAGAUCACCCUCACAUUUAGCUUAUAUUGAAAUGAAGUUUCUAACAUGACCAACCUACCUACUCUCCCUAGAUUUGAGGUAAGAGGAAUGUAGCUCACAAAUGUGAAAUAAAUCUUCAACAUAAGUUGUAAUAAA
Messenger RNA from Hypomesus transpacificus, 5071 nucleotides. Its product is annotated as BTB/POZ domain-containing protein KCTD1. The coding region runs from base 3006 to 4037 and encodes 343 amino acids. Gene Ontology annotation, molecular function: transcription corepressor activity; transcription factor binding. Gene Ontology annotation, cellular component: nucleus. The transcript is spliced from 5 exons. Gene Ontology annotation, biological process: negative regulation of DNA-templated transcription; protein homooligomerization. The record is from RefSeq and is a predicted model, not a curated record. Lineage: Eukaryota; Metazoa; Chordata; Actinopteri; Osmeriformes; Osmeridae.